GUUAUCAGUGGCGGCAAUAACAAGCGCCGCUUCACCCACUUCCAGUAUAAAGAAGAUUAGUGCAGUUGCAUCGCCGGGUCCGUCCAUUUGUCCACGUGUGAGUGCGGGUGAUCAUGCAGUAGAUCGAUUUCAUACAAAGUGUGAGGUAAACACAAGCCCCAGAAAUCAUUUCCGACCGCAACGAUGACGGGAACAGCCGCCGUGCUCCUCACAAUCACGAUUCCCACGAAGGCGGAGGAGGAGCGCCUGAAGAAGGUCUACGUUCAGGUGGUUAACGGAGAAGUAGCCACGCCCACCGAAAGCGCCAGCAGAUCUUCGACGAUCGAGAGCCUCUCCACCAUUCGGAUCGGGGAUUCCCCGGAUAGGAAAAGCCACAAGCCACAGAAUCCCCUGCCAAGGAUCCAAAUUCAGUCGUCCCAUGAUCAGCUACUUGACCUGCCCCUGGACACGGCGCAGGAGCAGGUGCUGCGCCAGAUUCUAAAGAAAUUUCACAUACCCAAUGCCGUUUGGCUGCCCAGCCUGGAGGGAAAUGCCUAUCACAUCAGCUUUUCCAUGGACUUUGACGAGCGCUACGAGAACCUCUACGAGGCUCUGCAGGAAUGGGGCAUCGGCGAUCGGGAGGGAUCCGCCGUGUCCGUGGUCGGCUGCCUGGCCCACAGAUCCUUCAUGCAGCGCGAGGCUUCGGAGGAGCAGGGAGACCAGCCCUCUAGCACUGAGUACCUCAAUGCCCAGAAGCAGGGCAUCUGGAAUCGGUUCAUGAACUCUGUGCGAUCCCGGUUGAAUGUGGCCCAGAUAUUGAGAGAUGUUCGUCAGGAUGCGGCCAUUACCUUCGAUUUUUGUAUACUACUCGUAUCAGCAGCAGUUCUGGCGAGCUUUGGUCUGGUGGAGAACAGCACGAUUUUUCUGGCCUCCAGCAUGCUUAUUUCUCCACUGAUGGGGCCGAUAAUCGCUGCCAUUUUCGGAACUGUGAUUCAGGACCGAUCGCUUCGUCGGCUGGGCAUGCUAAACGAACUGAUCGGCAUUCUGACCGCCACCCUGGUGGGCUUCCUCUUUGGACUGGUUGUGUGCACCACGGACCACAAAUACGGAAUAGGCGAAGGACUCACGGAGGAGAUGCUUUCCCGCUGCGAUCUACACUCCCUGGUCGUUGGGGUCUUUACGGCAAUCCCAUCGGGAGCGGCGGCAGCUAUAGGAAUCCUGGGUGGCAACAUCGGCUCCCUGGUGGGCGUGGCCAUAUCCGCAUCUCUGCUGCCGCCGGCGGUUAACUCAGGUCUCCUCUGGGCCGUUGCCUGCAUCUACAAGUUCUUCGAGCACGACGACUCCCUUUACGUGGAUGUGAUCAAGACGCGACGCUACUCGGACAACCAGGCCAAGGAAUUGGCCGUGCUGGGCGGCAUCAGCAUGUGCCUGACACUAUCCAACGUCUUGUGCGUCUAUCUUAUGGGUAUCCUAGUGCUGAAGAUCAAGGAGAUCGCCCCGGUGAUUGGGCGGAAGAACAAACAGUUCUGGAAGCACGAUAUAAAGCUGGCGCGGCAUGGAAAAGUGGAGACAGAGUCCGAGAUUUUGGACGAGCUAAUGGCCAAUUUGCCCACCGAGGAUCAGCAGGCGCUGGGCUCGCUCAAUCGCCAGUUCCUGCGUCGCCUGGAUGAGGCGAGCUACCAGCACACUUGGUCGCCGCUUAGCAACCGACACAGUUUCUCAAUGCAGCCGCCUGGUGCCGGCUUCUCCACCAUUCACCGCCUGGAGCAGCUGUACGCGUCGAGAGUAGGGAGUGGUCAACCUCCAGCAGAACGACGCCAGCGCCACAGCAUUGUCAGCAGACCAUCGCAAAGGAGUCAUGAAGUCUCCAUCCAGUUGAGUCCGCCACAACCGCGUCCUCGAUUUGCCAGCAUGCCCUCGCAAGUGGGAAAGGACGAGUCAGCGAAGGAAACAGUUAUCCAAGUGCCCAGCUCCAAGCGAUUUACAGUCACGCCGGCUCGCGUGGACGAGCAGCUGCCCUAGAAUACUAUUAGAUCUUUUCGGGUUUUCACUUUCACAGAUUUUGUAUAAACUUAAAUAUUAUUAGUGUCAAUUAACUAGUUGUUAUACUCUAGCAGAGGGUAUAACAAGUCGAAUUCCUUACAAAUCUGUAAUAGUGAGCACCCGAAAUGGACUUCAUUACUUAGUUAUGUGUAUAUGUGUAAUGUGAAUCUCUGUGCAACAAAUUUCAAUAAUAACUACAAGUCUA
This is a messenger RNA of Drosophila subpulchrella, 2227 nucleotides long. RefSeq lists its product as uncharacterized. The transcript has 5 exons. The record is from RefSeq and is a predicted model, not a curated record. The coding region runs from base 184 to 2001 and encodes 605 amino acids. NCBI's taxonomy places the organism in Eukaryota, Metazoa, Arthropoda, Insecta, Diptera, Drosophilidae.